AUGGAGCAGCACACAGAGGCCUCCCCCACUCACCUCCAGUCUUCACUUGCUUGUGGCUUUCCAGCUCUUCCUCCGGCCUGCCUUUACACUAUCCAGACAAGAGGGAAGGAGCUGCAGGGGCUUCUCGCCAAGGUAAGGCGGGUUCAGCAGCAGCAGCAGCAGCAGCAGCAGCAGCAGCAGCAGCAGCAGGGGCGUUCUGCUGCUGAGGGUCAGUCAGCCGCAGGAGCUGCGGAGGACUGGGGGAAGACUGGCUGCAACGCCUCAGCAGCAGCAGCAACUCCUGCUGCUGCUGCUGCUGCUGCUGCUGCUCCUGUUACGCAUGCAUGCAUUGUCUUUUCACGCUGGACUGCCUUUAACAGCCUAGCGGGCGCAAAGGGCCCCCCCAAUGCGCCUGCGAGCCACGCGCGGCAGCAGGGGGGCCCCCAGGCUGCUGCUGCUGCUGCUGCUGCUGCUGCUGCUGCUGCUGCUGCUGCGGAGUCCAGGGGCAGCUUUGAGGGGGCCCCCAGGGGCCCCCGGGGCCCCCGGGGCUCCUGGAACUCCGCCUCUUCGGGCUUAAGUGCAGCAGCAGCAGAGUCUCUGCGCAAGUACGAGUCCCACCUUUCGGCCUGCGAGCAGCAGCAGCAGCAGCAGCGGCAGCAGCAGCAGCAGCAGCAGCAGCAGCAGUCCUUGUCAAGGAGGGGGGCCCCCGGCUGCGCUGCACGCACAGCUGAGGGGCCCCCCGAGGGGCCCCCAGCUGAGCAGCCAACUCUUUUUGGGGACGCCGCGGGAGACUGGUGGAGCCGCAGCAGCAGCAGCAGCAGCAGCAGCAGCAGCAGCAGCAGCAGCAGCAGCGGGUUUGACUUUCUGGGGAACGAAGUGGGCCCGCAGUACUUCCUGCGGGAGGCGCUGUCUCGGGUGUACAGACAGGGGCUGCUGCUGGACUCCGAGUCUUGGCAUGAAAUGACACUCGAGUUAAUUGCUGCUCACAUGGCAGCAGCAAUGCAUGCGCACAGCGCGCUGCAGCAGCAGCUGGAAGCAGCGCUGCUGCUGCAGCCCUCUUUCCCGCAGCUGCGCCGCCCCGCAGCAGCAGCAGCAGCAGCAGCAGCAGCGGCGGCAGCAGCGGCAGCGGGAGCGGGAGCAGCAGCAGGCGCGGCGCCGGGCGCGCCGCCGGGGGCAGCAGCAGCGCCUCCUGCUGCUGCUGCUGCUGCUGCUGCUGCUGCUGCUGCUGCUGCGGGGCUGCGGCCGCUAGUUGCUGCUGACGGCUGCUGCGGGGCGGGGGGCGACGUGUGUCAGCUGUCUAGACACUUCGACUUGGUUUUGGGAGUUGACAAAGACGUUUUGAAGUUGGCCAUUUGCCGCAACAACACCCAAGUAGCAGCAGCAGCAGCAGCAGCAGCAGCAGCAGCAGCAGCAGCUCCCGUCGUGCUGCUGCACCAAAAGCUGCAGCACCUCGCGCGCUUCCGAGGCGGCUGGAGUGUCAGGGACUGCUGCGCUGCUGCUGCUGCUGCUGACGGCGCUGCUGCUGCCUCUUCGGCGGCGCAAACGCAGCAGCAGCAGCAGCAGCAGCAGCAGCAGCAGCAGCAGCAGCAGCAGCAAAGGCUUACAUUGGGGGGCCUGCUGCGUUAUCAGGAGGCCCUCAACAGUGCCUUUGAAAGAGAAGCAAAAAGUGGGGACUGGAGAAGUUCCCACAAGUUGGACUUUGCUGCAGCUGCAGCAAUUGGUGAAAUGGGGGGUGCUGCUGCAGCAGCAGCAACAGCAGCAGCGCCUGAAACUCCUGCUGCUGCUGCUGCUGCUGCUGCUGCUGCUGCUGCUGAGGGGACUGGGGGAGACAAAGACAAGCUUUGUUUGUGUGUCCCCUUCACCGAGCUUCCCUGCCGCUUCUGCUGCGACCCUGCUGCAGCAGCAGCAGCAGCAGCAAGCAGACACACGAAAACCCGUGAAGACCCGCAGCAGCAGCAGCAGCAGCAGCAGCAGCAGCAGCUGCAGCAGCAGCAGCAGCAGCAGGUUGUCUCCCGUGGGGCCUCUCAGCGUUUAGAUGGAGCUAAGGGGAAGCCAGGAGACAGCGGCCCCUUGAGAGGCCCCUCUGGGGGCCCCUUGGGGGGGCCCCCAGGGGGCCCCUUGGGGGCCCCUCUGGGGCCCCCCCCGGGAGGCCCCCUUGGGGCCCCCCUGGGGCCCCCCCCGGGAGGCCCG
Eimeria necatrix is the source of this 2169-nucleotide messenger RNA. RefSeq lists its product as hypothetical. The record is from RefSeq and is a predicted model, not a curated record. The annotation marks the transcript as partial. The transcript has 2 exons. Gene Ontology annotation, molecular function: methyltransferase activity. Gene Ontology annotation, cellular component: nucleus. Gene Ontology annotation, biological process: RNA methylation; 7-methylguanosine RNA capping. Lineage: Eukaryota; Apicomplexa; Conoidasida; Eucoccidiorida; Eimeriidae.